AUACGAAACUCCUCCGAUCCUGUCUCCUUGUAAAGUUUUUUUGGGGAAACACAAAGCGCCACCCCCCCAACCCCAACCCCCCACCCCCAUCCCACACUCAAUCUAUCGAAACCAUCUUUGCCUGGCUGGCGCGGCAGCUUCCAGUCGCUGCCGCUGCCACCACCGUCACAUCGAGUAUAUAUACACACAUAUACACCACCGCAUCACAUACUCACAUACUCACAUUCAUUCAAUUAAUUAAUUACACAAAAAUGACGGACGAGCAAUGCAGACCGCCGACAUCAUAUUCGUCAUCGCUAUCGCUUUCCCUUUCCUCGUCUGAGGAGGAGCUCCAGCACAUGCCGCUGGCGCCGCCCAAGAUGCUGAACCGGAAGCGCCUCAGCAAGCAGCUGUCCAUGUGCGAGACACCACGAGACAUUGCGUGGGAGAAGCGGCGCCGCCAGAUUCUCAGGCAGGAGAGGAGGAGGAAUGGGAUCAACGACUCCGAUGACAUGGUCCUCACGGACGAAGACUUGCACGAGCUCAAAGGCUGCAUUGAGCUAGGGUUUGGAUUCAAUGAGGAAGAGGGUCAGAGGCUCUGCCCUACCUUGCCCGCUCUUGACCUUUACUUUGCCGUCAACCGCCAGUUCUCCCCGAGUCCCGUGUCCACCCCGAAUAGCGCCCGCCAUUCUACAUCGUCAUUGGGUGGACGGUCCUCGUCGUUUGGAAGCCCUAGGAGCGACACAGAUGCAUGGAAGAUUUGCAGUCCAGGUGAUAAUCCACAACAGGUAAAAACCAAGUUGAGGCAUUGGGCUCAAGCUGUGGCUUGUUCAGUGAUGCAGUCUUCUUUAAACCCCAGAAAAACUUGGGUCGUCUUCUUCUGUCUCUGUGUCUCGAAGACAACCGAAGUUGAACUCCCAGUGAAUUCUCUCUGCUUACAGCCUCCGACUAACAAACUCGGCCCCUUCUUUCAAAGCUUCAGAAACCCAACAAAUAAACUAUUUCUCCUUGGCUUUGCCCUCCUUAUGGCCCCUGACGCUUCAGCUGCCCUUGCAGUGAGGGAUAAAGUUCAACAAUUUCUCAAUGCUGCGGUUACUGGGAAUCUUGAUCUCUUAAAGAAUUUGGCCGGGCAACUUGAUGAAGGGAAGGAUUUGGCAAAAACUGUGGCUGAUAUUAAGGAUGCCAACAAGCGAGGGGCCCUUCAUUUUGCGGCGAGAGAGGGCAAGACUGAGGUGUGCAAGUACUUGCUGGAGGAACUGAAGCUUGAUGUUGAUACAAAGGACGAAGACGGUGAGACUGCUCUUAUUCAUGCUGCUCGGCAAGGCCAUACUGAUACUGCAAAAUACCUGCUUGAUUCUGGUGCCAAUCCUGCUAUAGCCAGUGAUUUAGGGGCCACGGCUCUUCAUCAUUCCGCUGGACUAGGAGACAUUGAGUUACUGAGGUAUUUGAUCUCCAAAGGUGCUGAUGUUAAUUCCCAAAGUGAAGCUGGCACUCCUUUGAUUUGGGCUGCCGGUCAUGGUCAACAAGAUGCUGUGAAAGUUUUGUUAGAACACCAUGCCAAUCCAAAUUCUGAAAAUGAUGACAGUAUUACUCCUUUGUUAUCUUCUGUUGCGGCUGGUUCACUGCCAUGCUUAGAGUUAUUGAUUCAGGCUGGUGCCAAAGUAAAUAUUAGUGCAGGUGGAGCAACCCCUUUGCACAUUGCUGCUGAUAUUGGCAGCCCAGAGAUCUUACAAUUAUUGUUGAAAGCUGGAGCAGAUCCCAAUAUCACUGAUGAGGAUGGUUUGAAGCCUAUACAGGUCGCAGCUGCAAGAGGGAACCGCAGUGCUGUUGAGAUUCUCUUUCCCUUGACAUCAAAGCUUGAAACCAUCCCAAAAUGGACGGUUGACGGCAUACUUGAGUAUAUGCAGUCUGAAACAAGCAGACAACAGGAACAAGCUAGAAACUCGAAGGAACUUAAUGUGCCAAAAGACUCUACAUCACCAAAACAAGAGCUCCCGGAGGUGACCCCUGAAGCGAAGAAGAAAGCUGCAGAAGCAAAAUCAAGAGGAGAUGAUGCUUUCAAAACAAAGGAUUAUAAUAUGGCCAUUGAUGCAUAUACACAGGCAAUUGAUAUGGACCCGACCGAUGGUACUUUGUUUUCUAAUCGAAGCCUUUGUUGGAUGCGUCUUGGUCAACCUGAGUAUGCCUUAGCUGAUGCAAAGGCCUGCAGGGCAUUAAAACCAGAUUGGGCAAAAGCUUGCUACCGAGAAGGUGCAGCAUUGCGCCUAUUGCAGAAGUUUGAUGAAGCUGCCAAUUCUUUUUACGAAGGUGUCAGGCUGGACCCUGAAAAUCAGGCACUUGUAGAUGCUUUCAGAGAAGCGGUUGAAGCUGGAAGGAAAUUUCAUGGUGCUGAUAAACAGAAAUCAUAGUUCGCCGAACGGUCGUAUCCUAAGCUAGUCAGAAGGUUGGAUUGAGAUCAUUUCCUCUUCUUUUAUGAGAGUGGGUUGUGGUUUUAAUUAGGAACCACUAGAGUAGUUGUUACUUAUAAAUGUGAGAAAUUUUUUGCCGUUGCUGCCUUUGUUCAGUUUGGUUAGUGACUAAUGUUUGCAGUAGUGUUAUUGUGAGACACUUUUUUA
Messenger RNA from Prunus dulcis (almond), 2594 nucleotides. RefSeq names its product inversin-B. Gene Ontology annotation, molecular function: protein binding. NCBI's taxonomy places the organism in Eukaryota, Viridiplantae, Streptophyta, Magnoliopsida, Rosales, Rosaceae. The transcript has 15 exons. Bases 252 to 2387 code for a protein of 711 amino acids. The record is from RefSeq and is a predicted model, not a curated record.